AUGACAGAUCCGGAUGUCCUCACAGAAGUCCCUGCCGCCCUGAAGCGCCUGGCCAAGUAUGUCGUGCGCGGCUUCUAUGGGACGGAACACGCCCUGGCCCUGGACAUCCUGAUCCGCAAUCCCUGCGUCAAGGAGGAGGAUAUGCUGGAGCUGCUCAAGUUUGACCGGAAGCAGCUGCGGGCUGUCCUGAACACCCUCAAGGGGGACAAGUUCAUCAAAUGCCGGAUGAGGGUGGAGACCGCCCCGGACGGCAAGACCACCCGGCACAACUACUACUUCAUCAACUACCGCCUGCUGGUCAACGUGGUGAAGUACAAACUCGACCACAUGAGGAGGAGGAUCGAGACCGACGAGAGGGACUCCACCAACCGGGCCUCCUUCCGGUGCCCCAUUUGCUUCAGCACCUUCACCGACCUGGAGGCCAACCAGCUGUUUGACCCCAUGACAGGCAUUUUCCGCUGUACCUUCUGUGAGACCGAAGUGGAGGAAGAUGAGUCGGCCAUGCCCAAAAAGGACGCCAGGACUCUGGUGGCCCGCUUUAACGAACAGAUCGAGCCGAUCUACGCCCUACUGCGGGAGACGGAGGACGUCAACCUGGCCUAUGAGAUCCUGGAGCCGGAGCCGAUGGAGAUCCUCGCGCUGAAGCAGAGCAAGGAACGGGCUGCCGCCGCCGCUGGGAUGGGCCUGCCAAGUGGGCCGCACCGGGAAGCCUGGACCACCAAGGGGCCCUCCUACGAGGACUUGUACACCCAGAACGUCGUCAUCAGCAUGGAGGACCAGGAUGACGCGCACCAGCCAGCCAGUGAAGGGAAGCCGCCCCGAGAGAGGCCAGUCUGGCUGCGGGAGAGCACUGUUCAAGGAGCUUAUGAUCCUGACGAGGUCAAAGGAGGUGGUCGAGACAUGGAUAUGUUCCGGGAAGGGGAAGAGGGUCAAGGCUCCCUGGACAACAACGAGGAAGUGAUGCGCGCUCUGCUCAUCCACGAGAAGAAAACCCCCUCCGCCUCUGUUGGUGCCCUGGGUGGGGCGGCACCCCUAUCCAGCGCCAAUGCCAGCGAUUCUGAGAGCGAGACGAGCGAAUCAGACGAGGACUCCCCUCCCCGAGUGGCCGCUGCUGCAGCGCCGCUCUACGGCCUGUUGGAGGAAGACGACGAUGACGAGUUUGAGGUGGUGACGGAGGACCCCACUGUCAUGGUGGCCGGGCGCCCGUUCUCUUACAGCCAGGUGAACCAGAGGCCGGAACUUGUGGCCCAGAUGACCCCUCAGGAGAAGGAACUCUACAUCGCUAUGGGUCAGCGCAUGUUUGAGGACAUGUUUGAAUAGCUUCCUUCC
Messenger RNA from Euleptes europaea (tarantolino), 1329 nucleotides. RefSeq names its product general transcription factor IIE subunit 1 (gene GTF2E1). Gene Ontology annotation, cellular component: transcription factor TFIIE complex. The record is from RefSeq and is a predicted model, not a curated record. Gene Ontology annotation, biological process: transcription initiation at RNA polymerase II promoter; transcription open complex formation at RNA polymerase II promoter. Lineage: Eukaryota; Metazoa; Chordata; Lepidosauria; Squamata; Sphaerodactylidae. The transcript is spliced from 4 exons. The coding region runs from base 1 to 1320 and encodes 439 amino acids.